Messenger RNA from Nothobranchius furzeri (turquoise killifish), 4498 nucleotides. The record is from RefSeq and is a predicted model, not a curated record. Lineage: Eukaryota; Metazoa; Chordata; Actinopteri; Cyprinodontiformes; Nothobranchiidae.
CGUGUGUUGUUACUUCACACUUCCGGCCAGGAAGUGCCUUCUAAGCGGAUUCGUUUUCAUGACCUGUGCUGUCGCAGGUAAAAGAACCGAGAACUGGUUAGCUAAAGUUAGCUUUAGAAGGUUUAGGUUAGUUCCGUUUAGAGGUACCGUCUGGUUACCGGUAGGUUCUGAACAGCUUACCGAAAUGCGUGGGAAGUGACGGACCGGAGACUGAGACCGGUGUUUGUCAAGGAACCUUGCCUGGAUGCCUUGGCCCCGCUCCGGUUGUCAUCAGGAACCGCCAAUACGUGUUCCAGUCGGUUCCAAUCCCAAUGUUGAUGUUCUACCGAGGCAUGUGUUCUCCGUUUGUUAGCUGUUGAGGACACACGGGCUAGCCUUGGCCAAGAAUACACCGCGGUAUUUUCAAAAGGACGGCGAAUCAUAAGCCGGCAGCUACUUCUGGGACAAUUUUCAAGUUUAAAAGAAGGACAGACUGGACAGUGCCCUGGUGAGAAACCACCGUGUUCGGACCGGCUCCAGUCUGAGGUCUGAAAGAUGAACCCGCUCUCGGUCCUGUUCCUGCUCGCAUCAGUGGCUGAGUGAAGAGCUGACCAGGAACAACGGUGGUGGCAAAUCCCAGUUGGGUCUGUGAUGGAGUGAUGCACGCCUGGAGUGAUUGCCAUCUCAUCCACAGUUUUCCAGCUGGGUUCCCUGGUUGCAGAGCCUGUUCCUUUCUCCUCCUGGCCCUGACGCCGGCUCCUCAUGGCUUCCUGGGAUGUCCCUCUCUCCUGAUACCAUCUCAUGUCCCCCCUCACUUUCCCUCAUCUCAUUUGCCUCACUGCUGCUGCUGCUUUACUCAGUCUCUGAAAUUAUAACGGCACUGUUAGAAUAAAGAAUAAUUUUAAAAUAAAAGAAAUAAAAACGUCUAAUAUUUCAAAAGAUUGGUACCACAGUUUACUUGAGUACAACAUGUGUGGUCACUGGUCAGUGGAUCAACAUGCAGUGGUUCUGCUUUGCUUCUCACUGCGGGGUCCUUCCUCCUCCUUGGUUCAGGGUGAUGAACAAACACAGCAUCAGCCCUGAGUCUCACCUUGCCUUGCCACGUCUUAGUAAACUGUCCCUCCUCUACAUGUGCCUGUAGAGUGGUGUAUUAGUUUAUUUCCUGCCACAUUUAACAGUUUAAUUGCAGCCUUGUGCAGUUGAGAGCAGAACAUGUAGAGCCUUGAUAGAAAACAUGUUAGAGUGCACGUUAAACUCACUGCACACAGCUUUUUGUUAUUGUGAUCUCUGGUCAUGGUGAGGAUGCUCCUGCUGACUUGAGCCAACCAUUUUCUUCUUCUCUCUGCAUCUUUGGGUAAGCCAUAAUUCUGAUUCCUCCCUCAGACCGAUUGCUACAUCCACAUGCAACACAGCCAACCAUGUAAGAUAAUCAACCUAGAAAGGUAUUAAAAUACUAGUUUUAUAAAUAUAGACAUAUUGAACUAAACUAAAAAUAUAGAUGUAAAAAAACAUUUUUAAAUUUUAUCCAACCCUAAAAUUUGUAAUUUCAAAUUUCAACCCACGGACACAUUUUAUUUUAAUAAUAAAGUUUUUCAAGAGUUUUAUUAGGUCUGAAUUCUAACUUUCAAUAAACACUUUAAAAUGGAUAUUACAACUCGAGUUUAGGGCUUCUUGUAGGACUUACUUAUUAAAUGCUGUUAGAGCAGUGUGUUGCAUUACUACAUCAAAUUUAUUUCUAUAAUAUAUUAUAGUAAUGUUUGUGGUCUAAAUGUGUUCUACAGUGUGUUAGGACUGUCGUGUUCCUGUAAUGUAGAACAGUCACGGGUCUUCCUACAAAUGCUCGGAAAAAAAUAAAUAGGCUACUUUGUGAAGGAUUUAGGAUAUAAUAUAUAAUAUAAUAUAUAAUAUUAUUCAGUAAUUACCAAAAAUCGCCAGGGAAAUGUGACAAUAUUCAGUUUUUGUGAUUUGUCCCACUAUACGCCGUUCAAACUGACUUACGGCGCUGGGAUGUUUGGAACUAUUGAGAGCUCCAUGAACCACAUGACCGCGAGUCGGCGAGUUCAAAGCGUGUCGCAACUCUCUCUUUCUACAGCUAUGGUUGUACCUGUCCCAGUCACGUGACUAUGCCCUGGACUUGCAGGUGUCGUGUCUCUUCCUGCUCCAGCCAACUUGUCCGUCAGCUCUCAGAACUUGCACCACGUCCUCCGCUGGGACCCGGGACCCGGCAGCCCCCCGGGGACCCAGUACAGGAUCUACAGGGGGGUCUCUCCCAAACCAAUGAAGCGUCUACCCAAAGCCACCAACCAGACAUGGUUUCAGAUCAAACUGAACCCUGAGAAGCGGUACAAGCUUGCUGUGGAGGCCUUCUAUAACCAGACCUCGUCUCCAAUGUCCAACAGUAUCCCCUUCUACCCCGCCAGUGAAACUGUCAUCGGUCCUCCGGGCGUAUCAUUGGCUGGAUGUGGCACGUGUAUCCAGGGAAACAUUUCACAUCCUGUUUUUGACAGCCAGUCGGAAGUCCCCUUUGCUCCUCACUUCAGCGUGAUGUGGAGGAAAAAAACAGAGAACAACCAGCAGGAGCUGGAAACACAAAAGAAGAGUUUUACCCUGAGACACCUGGAGAAAGGUGUGGAGUACUGCAUACGGGUCAACACAAAGAUACGUAUAAACAAACACACCCUGCCCUCUAACUGGACCUGCAGCUUCACCAGUCCACCAAAACCACAAACAGACAUGCUGGUUUUUGCUGUGGUUGCCGUUGUUCUGCUUGUCGGUGCCGUGGUUCUGUGGUUUGGUCUCUACUACACUGGAUUCAUCUGUAAAGUAAAGAAGGCGUUGCCCCGGGGGCUGAUGAUGGCGCUGUGGCAUGACCCCUUCCUGACCCUGGACUGGACCGUCUCAGAUCCAAUCUCUAUUAGUUCUAAAACCAGGAACCUGAGGAAGCCUGUCCCUGUGUCCCAUCCACACAGGGACACUGACUCGGAGCUGGAUGAUGAUGAGGAGGACAGGAUAAAUCCAUACAUGGACCGAGACCCAGAACUUUCUUCAGGUAAAGGUUCAGACCAGGGUUCUGCUAACCCAAAACUGGAGGUGCUGAAGGAUUCUGGGAGUUUAUUGGUGAGGCCAUGUACAAAGAUGGAGGAGCUUCAGAUGGAUCGGUACGAGACCAAAUCAGGAGGAGAUUGCUUAUUGCAGGAGGCGGGGCCAGCCGGAGUCCAGGAACAAAUCACAGAUGAGAAACAAGAGGAAGUCCAGGAUAUCUCCGGGAAUGUCAACCUGUUUUCUGUCACACUUGCCUCGUUAGCUCCAUAUGAUGAAGAGGAGGAACAGGACUCCACAGAUUUUUUAAGAGUCUGUAGUGUGAAUCUUCUGGGCCAGGCAGCCACCCAGACUAAACAGAAUCAUCCAUGUCCUUUAAAUCCAGAAGGAAAGGUUUCUGGAUAUGACAGCAGGUGUGUGGACACCUGGAUUCAUACUGAUGAUGAAGAGGAGGAGGAGGAGGAGUUGCCCGAGUAUCUGACACACAGAUGAACUCUCGGACCCAUCACAUGACGUGAUUUUUAAACUGCCCUAAACCAGACAGGUUACUCAAGGGAGCUAAGGGGAGCCGGGCUCCCCUCAAAGUGGGAUGGGUGUGACGGGGACUUGUUUGGGUUUGCAAGCAUAAAUCUCCCCCAGAAGUCUGUGUGCAAUCAGCAGAGGUGUGGACUCGAGUCACAUGACUUGGACUCGAGUCAGACUUAAGUUAUUAUAUAAUGCCUCCUGACUUGACUUGAUAAAAUCUAUAAAGACUUACAACUUGACUCGGAUUUGAACGCCAAUGUCUUGCGACUUGAAUCGACUUGCAUCUGUUGACUUGAUGAUGACUUGAACAUAUUUGAUAUUUUAGCACAAAAGUGGCUCAACGUGGACAAAAAUCAUGACUCAUGCUUGGUUCUGGGUGUGAUGUUGUACUGCCAAAGGCUGCAGCACUUGUUUAGAAUCAGUUUCAGCUGUUUGAGCAAAUAAACAAAGCUUUAAUAAACUUUAUUUCUGGAAUUUAUUUAUUAUUGUCAUUAAAUAAAAGUUUGACAGAUGACUUGAUUAUGACUUGAAAAUUCAAAGUUAAGGACUUGACUUGGACUUCCACAUCAUUGACUUUGGACUCGACUUGGACUUGACUGGAAAGACUUGUGACUUGCAAAGCAGUGACAUGGUCACACCUCUUUGUAGCCUGGACUCGUAUCAUAUGUAUUUAUAUUGUAUGAAAACAGCUGAUGUCAUUCUGAUAGUUUACAUUUAAAUAACUCCCGCAUAAAUCCAGACUGGGACAGUGCCUCUGAAUCGUGUACAUAAACUGGUCUAUGCAUCUGUUUCUUCGUGCCUAAUCUGUUAAAGUUUAUCAGUUUGUGUUUUCAGUAAUCUAAAGAUGCCAGCAGAGAACAUGGGAGUUCUGGGAAAUAUUUUAAUGACAGCUUCAUCUGUUUAAAAGGUGAAAAGAUGCUGAGGUGCUAAAAUAAAAACGACUGCUUCAAAGUAA